UGGCAUUGUACAGUACUCCCAAAAUACUGCAUAUUUUAUUUUGGAUAUUAUUUGCUUCUUCCUUCUGGCUUCAACCAUUCAUCUUCAAGCUGCAAAUGGCUAGAGCCUCCAUAGGCUCCGCCGUGGCCCCUGUUUCCUCCUCCUUUCGUCCCUUCUCUCUCCGGCCAUUAGUCUCUGUUUUCCGUGUUAGAAGCUGCAGCACAGCUCCCGGCGCCGUCGCAGCCAAAACGCGCUUAAUGUCUGACAACCUCAUUCCUCACCCCUCACUGGAAGUCGUCGGCGGAGCUCGAGAUGCUUUCCUUCCCGCAUUGAAAUCCCUUCAAAGUCCCUAUCAUCCAUACCCUAUAAUCGGUUGGAAUCGCCACGCGGAGACAAUUUUCGCGGCCUUCUUCCGGUCCCUCCCCGACCUCAGACUUCGGCGAGAGUGUCUGCGCACCAAGGACGAUGGUUCCGUCGCCCUAGACUGGGUUGCUGGAGACGACCGCCGCCUGCCGCCGGAUUCUCCUGUGCUCAUCCUACUGCCAGGCCUGACUGGGGGGAGCCAGGACACUUACGUUAGGCAUAUGCUGGUGAGAGCUAGAACUAAAGGUUGGCGAGUUGUAGUCUUCAAUAGCAGAGGCUGUGGAAAUAGUCCUGUCACCACUGCUCAGUUUUAUUCAGCUUCAUUUCUUGGUGAUAUUUAUGAAGUGGUGGCACAUGUUGGUAGUCGCUAUCCAAAUGCCAACUUAUAUGCUGUGGGAUGGUCUCUUGGAGCAAAUAUUCUCGUUCGAUACCUUGGACAGGAAUCUCAUUCUUGCUCUCUGUCCGGUGCUGUGUCCUUGUGCAAUCCUUUCAACUUGCCUAUUGCAGAUGAAGACUUCCGUAAGGGCUUUAACAUUGUUUAUGACAAAGCACUAGCAAAUGCUCUCUGCAAAAUUUUCAAAAAGCAUGCUCUUUUAUUUGAAGAUAUUGGAGGUGAAUAUAAUAUCCCAUUAGCUGCUAAUGCCAAAACUGUCAAAGAAUUUGAUGAAGGAAUAACAAGAGUUUCAUUUGGAUUUAAGUCAGCGGAUGAUUAUUAUUCAAACUCAAGUAGCUCAGAUUCAAUUAAAAGUGUCUGCAUUCCUUUACUUUGCAUCCAGGCUGCAAAUGAUCCAAUUGCUCCAUCAAGAGGAAUCCCUCGAAAGGAUAUUGAGGAAAACCCAAAUUGUUUGCUGAUAGUCACACCUCAAGGUGGCCAUCUUGGAUGGGUGGCAGGUUCUGAUGCCCCAACCGGAGCUCCCUGGACCGACCCCAUUGUGAUGGACUUCCUAGACAGUCUUGUGCAAGCUAAAUCUGCUGUUGAUUUGGAGGUUGCGAAUGGGAGUGUUACAGAUGCCACCAACACCUUCACGGGUACGCUCAUAAAUAACGAGAAACAAAAUUCAAUUUUAACACAUGAUGCCUGAUGUUAUUAAAUCAUUUGUAUAGAUUAUUGCAUUGCAUAAAUGCGAUCUUAUUAUACUGGCCGCUCCUUUUUUGUGGUGGGUCCGACUGAUAAUUAAGCAUAUUCAUUCGUUUAUCAUGUGGCUAUUUGUGGGCAAAUUAUACAGCUGUGUGGGCCACGGUCUAAAACGACUUCGUUUUGAUGUUUAAAAAAAACUUCUCGCUUCACACGUGUUGGUUUAGGACUUUUGAGAUGCCCACGGAGGUCCAACACAACCGGAAGUUGGUGGAUUCACCGGAAAGUAUAUUGCAAAAGUGAGGUGAAAAAUGUAAUGCCUAAGAAGGAUAGUACUAAGAAUGCUUUGAAAUGGUGCCUUAAGUGUAUCAGAAUUUCUUGAAUUGCCUCCAAA
Molecule: messenger RNA, 1811 nt
Organism: Ipomoea nil (Japanese morning glory)
Lineage: Eukaryota; Viridiplantae; Streptophyta; Magnoliopsida; Solanales; Convolvulaceae
Product: embryogenesis-associated protein EMB8
Exons: 8
Coding region: 96-1424 (442 amino acids)
Molecular function (GO): short-chain carboxylesterase activity; monoacylglycerol lipase activity
Source: RefSeq, a predicted model, not a curated record